Molecule: messenger RNA, 2809 nt
Organism: Aphis gossypii (cotton aphid)
Lineage: Eukaryota; Metazoa; Arthropoda; Insecta; Hemiptera; Aphididae
Source: RefSeq, a predicted model, not a curated record
GUCGCCGCCACUACGUUUCUGCAAUUGUCGCUAAUGAAUAAUUCAUCGUCGCGUAGAGGUAUUUCUAGUGUCAUUAUUAUAAUAUUACGAUAUUUUGAAAAUCGGCGAUCGCUCGUUCACUCGGUAAGCGUGCGAAAUCGUUUACGAAAUAUUAUAAUAUAUCGCGCCGUGCCACUUAUCGUCGUCACUACACGAUAAUUUUAUUGUCGUUUUUGAAAUAUUCCUUGACGCGCGGUAGACGUUAUCGGCGGCGGCGACAAACGAUCUCAACGAUAAUAAUACAGAACGUUUUACGAAUCGCGACGGCAUUAAUAUUUUAUUGCGUAUACGACGACGACGCGUCCCGUCACGUCACACAUACGGCCCAGGUCGCUCGUCGUGACUAUGACCGUCGCCCUGGCCGUGUGCAGAGCCGCGACGCUGCUGGCGGCCGCCGCGGCGGUGAUGGGCCGUCUGAAGCCCGUCGACGACCGCUGGCCGGCGGCGUAUCGCCGCGACAUGUCGACGGUGAUCGCGGUGUGCCGCAUGACCGCCCUGGACUUGGCCCAACAGCCGUUCGCCAUGUCCGUGGUCGCGUUGGGACCGACGCCCGACGGGUUCCUGAGCGCGGUGCACGACCUGGUGGGCACGGCCGUACUGGUGCACGCGCCGGCCACGGAUCGCGGCCCGGACGAGACGCGAGGCGCCGACGCCGGCGACGGCCGGGCGGCGCUGGUGAUCGUCGAACGGCGGCCGGUGGACGCCGUGCUGGGGCUGAUCGACGACUGGGACCAGAAGUCGCACUACGUCGUGUGGCUGAUCCGGCCGGGCGCGGCGGUCGAACGGUCGGCGGUCAAGACGCUGUUCCGGGCCGCCUGGCGACGCAAGUCCGUGGCCAACGUGGUGAUAAUCGCGCACGGGGUGGCGUUCACGUACAACCCGUUCAGGAACGUGGUCACCGCGCCGGUGAACGCGACCGGGCUGCGCGCGGUCGGCCGCUCGAGGAUGACCGACCUGAACGGACUUCCGGUGCGCAUAUGCAUGUUCCCCAAGCGGCUCAAGGCGGUCAAGCUGCCGGACGGCUCGUACGGCGGGAUGGACGGCAUCGUCGCGGCCACGGUGGCCAAGCACAUGAACUUCACGCCCGUCUACAGCGAGCCCAGCGACGGCCUCAAGUACGGCUGGGCCGAGGCCAACUCAGAAUCCGUCGGCUCCGAGUCCCACCACCCCGCGGCCGCCAACGACACGGGCACCGACUCCAACUUCACGUACACCGGCCUGUUGGGCGAUUUGGUGUACAACAAGGUGGACAUGGCGUUCAACGGAGUGUUUCUCGACGCUUACGAAUCCAACAACACGAUCCAAUACACGACACCGGUGAUGUUCGAUGAGCUGUGUUUCGUCGUGCCCAAGGCGCAACAGAUGAGUCAAUGGCGGGCUAUAUUUACGGCGUUCGACGUGCGACUUUGGUACUGUUUAGCCGGUUCGUUCGUUGUAGCUUUGAGCGCGUGGACUCUUAUACGGCGUACGACGAAUACACCGUACACGCUCACACUUCUGUCCAUCAAUCUGUUCAGAGUUUUUUUAAUGGUGCCGCUCAAUCGAGUGCCGAGCAACAUUUCCGAACGUUUAAUGGUCGUGUCCACCGUUCUGUUCGGAUUCAUCAUGGCUACCAGUCUGCAAGCGGUCAUGGUCAAGUAUCUGAGCUAUCCGAAGUACGAACGGGACGUCGCCACCGUGCAAGAACUAUACGACACCGGUAUGCCAGUGCUAUCGGCUUCCAACAACCUCAUAUUGCUAUUUUUGUCCGACGAGAGACCGGUGUACGUGAAAAUGUCAGAUCGAUUUUCAAUCAUCAACAACAAGUCCAUGGACAUACUCGGCGAAGUGGCGAGCAAACGGACCUCGGCUGCGAUCGGGAGGAAAAACGAUCUGGUGGAAAAAAUCGCCAGCUCGUACGUGGAAAACAACGAAGUGCUGUUGCACAUAGUGGACGAAUGUCCACGGUCGUUCCACAUCGUCUACCUGGUCCGCAAAGACGUGCCGUUCAUAAAAGUCGUGGACCGCGUAAUCACCACGUUCGUGGAGAGCGGUAUCGUCAACAGUUGGUUUAUGCACGCCAAACCGUUCAGGCCGAUAUCCGAUUACCAUCAUCGCAAAGACCCGCACAAAGUGUUCACCAUGAAGAACGUGGUGAUCGCGUUCAUGUGCCUCAUGAUCGGAUUGAUCGCGAGCGGAAUCGCUUUCGUCGCGGAACUCGUCUACUUCCACAAGUUUGCCGGCACGGAAGACUCGCGCACCCACACCCGCAGCUACCCGAGGAAGAAAAAUAAUAUUUUGUUCACCCCAACCGCUAAACGGUUUUACUACGAAUAACGCUCGCAUAAUAUUAUAUCGCAUAAUAAUAUGAUAUUACGUUCGGGUCGUGAACUCGUAGGUACAUAUUAAUAUAUUAUAAUAAAUGCACGUAUUGUAAUAUUAAUAUUGUAGAGUUCACCCCGUCAGAUAUUUACUGUUGAUCAACAUUCGACCGAGCGAAUUGUGUACACGGGUAACACCGCACUUGAUUAAUACGCAUUCUAUUACUGGGAUUGGGUAGGCACUGCGUAACUCUGCACUCCAUUAUAAUAUAGGUAGUAAUAUUAUUAUUUUAUAAUAUGAUCUUAGGUCAACAAUUUUAAAAUCGAAAAUUAUAAAAGUUGUACGAUAACGGCGUAACGUCAAUAACAAAGUAAUAUGAAUAAAGAUGAUGUAGAUACCUACUAAUAAAAAAAAAAAAAAACUAAACCAAUAUAUCCAACUAUUGUUUGUUUAUUUAACUAUAAUACUA